This is a messenger RNA of Oreochromis niloticus (Nile tilapia), 1485 nucleotides long. RefSeq names its product homeobox B5b (gene hoxb5b). Gene Ontology annotation, cellular component: nucleus. Bases 469 to 1350 code for a protein of 293 amino acids. Gene Ontology annotation, biological process: anterior/posterior pattern specification; regulation of transcription by RNA polymerase II. The record is from RefSeq and is a predicted model, not a curated record. Gene Ontology annotation, molecular function: RNA polymerase II cis-regulatory region sequence-specific DNA binding; DNA-binding transcription factor activity, RNA polymerase II-specific. The transcript is spliced from 2 exons. NCBI's taxonomy places the organism in Eukaryota, Metazoa, Chordata, Actinopteri, Cichliformes, Cichlidae.
ACUUUUGGGUAAAGUGCGCGAGUGUGGCUGACAGCUCGCUGUUUUGUGCUACCUGAGCCUUUUGUGGCCUGCGUUAUGAGUGUUACAUAAAUGAUGGAUGACUCCGGGGGCCCUGACAGCGAGUCCCGGCGGGGUGCUACCGCAGCUGUCCGGAAGAUGGCGCUCUCUGCCUGCGCGGCUCUCGGGGCGCAGCGGGGAGGCACCAUUGACUGGAGCCCUAACGACCAUUAUUUCGUCAUCAUUUGUAACCAUGGAGCAUGAAUUACCUCUUGAAGUCAUCAGUGAGGAUUUACGACUGGUCAACAAAGGCACGUGAUUCCCGAACGCUCUCCCAUAUUUGGCCGCAUACCUGGCAAAGUACAGUAGGGCUUCAUUGCUUAUAAUUCAUGAUUGCAUCCAUAAAUCGUGCAAGCACACAGGAUUAUAGCGACAAAGAUCUACAAAUCGAGGCUUUAAAAAUCCAAGCAAAUGAGCUCUUACUUUGUAAACUCGUUCUCAGGGCGCUAUCCAAAUGGCUCCGACUAUCAGUUACUAAAUUAUGGGACUAACGGCGCUGUGAGCGGCUCCUUCAGAGACCCUGGCACCAUGCACUCCGGGUCUUUCGGCUACAACUACAAUGGCAUGGACCUAACCGUGAACCGCACCAACACCGGCGGCCACUUCGGGGCUGUGAGGGAGGAUGCCCGGGGAUUUGGGGCGGACGCCCGCUACAGACAGACGCCCAACUGCUCGCUGUCGUCUCCAGACCCGGUGCCGCCGCCGCCGCCGUCGUGCGCCACAGCCAGCCGGGAGCCGCUGGAACUAAAAAGCCCCUCUCCUCCCUCUGACCGGAGCGCGACCUCGGGCGGCAGCAGCCUCAACAAAAGCAACAGCGCUCAUUUCACGGAGAUAGAGGACGCCACGGUCGCCUCCGAGAGCGAGGAGGGCGCGCACAGCAGCGGCGGCGGAGGCGGCGGAGGCUCCUCCGGCACGGCACCGCGGGCGCAGCAGCAGCAGCAGCAACAGCACCAGGAGCCCAACGCCACCUCCUCCACUCCCACAGCAAACGACUGCCAAACGCCACAAAUAUUCCCGUGGAUGCGGAAGCUGCACAUAAGCCAUGAUAUGACUGGACCUGAUGGGAAAAGGGCCCGAACUGCGUACACCCGCUACCAGACGCUAGAGCUGGAGAAAGAGUUUCACUUCAAUAGGUACCUAACCAGACGGCGGAGGAUAGAGAUAGCCCACGCCCUGUGUCUUUCCGAAAGACAGAUCAAAAUCUGGUUUCAGAACCGCAGGAUGAAGUGGAAGAAGGACAAUAAACUGAAAAGCAUGAGCCUCGUAACGGGAGGGAGCGCCUUCCACAACUGAAUAACUUUUUGGUGGAGUUAAAAAAAAAAAAAAACAGAAAGAAAGAAAAAAAAGAAAAACAUAAUAAUAAGUUAAAAAAAGAGAAUCCAUGAGUACUGUAAAGCUAUUUAAAGCGCAGCACCUUCCAGCAUGCCA